CGCGAGUUCGACGACGUCAUCGGCUGCGCGCCAGCCCGCUUUAUAAAAGCACCGUAGCUGACGUCAGCGGCCUCUUUCCUGCCUGUCCCCAUAACGGUGGGCAGCGAUCCGGCUUGGCAAGGAAAUCCACAGCCAUCCGACAUCAUGGUGAACUUUACAGUAGACCAGAUCCGGGCAAUCAUGGACAAAAAGUCCAACAUCCGUAACAUGUCUGUGAUUGCCCAUGUGGAUCAUGGGAAGUCCACACUGACAGACUCUUUGGUCUCCAAAGCUGGUAUCAUCGCAUCUGCACGUGCUGGAGAGACCAGGUUUACUGAUACAAGGAAGGAUGAACAGGAACGCUGCAUCACCAUCAAAUCCACUGCAAUUUCUAUGUUCUAUGAGCUGACUGACAAUGACAUGGCCUUCAUCAAGCAAAGCAAAGAUGGGUCUGGUUUCCUCAUCAACCUGAUCGACUCACCAGGGCACGUGGACUUUUCUUCAGAAGUGACUGCUGCCUUGCGUGUUACUGAUGGUGCCUUGGUGGUUGUUGACUGUGUUUCAGGUGUAUGUGUGCAGACGGAAACAGUGUUGCGCCAGGCUAUCGCCGAGCGUAUAAAGCCGGUGCUUAUGAUGAACAAAAUGGACCGGGCAUUGCUCGAGUUGCAGCUGGAACCAGAGGAACUUUACCAGACUUUCCAGCGUAUCGUGGAGAAUGUCAACGUCAUCAUCUCCACCUAUGGCGAGGAUGAGGCAGGCCCCAUGGGUAACAUCAUGAUUGAUCCAGUGAUUGGCACUGUUGGUUUUGGCUCUGGGCUGCAUGGUUGGGCUUUCACCCUGAAACAGUUUGCAGAAAUGUAUGUGACCAAGUUUGCUGCUAAGGGAGAUGCUCAAUUGGGACCAUCUGAGAGGGCCAAGAAGGUGGAGGACAUGAUGAAGAAGCUGUGGGGAGACCGGUAUUUUGACCCAUCUGCUGGCAAAUUCAGUAAGACUGCAAUAACCCCUGAUGGUAAAAAGCUACCUCGUACCUUCAGCCAACUUGUCCUGGACCCUAUUUUCAAGAUAUUUGAUGCCAUCAUGAACUUCAAGAAAGAUGAAACUGCUAAGCUGAUUGAGAAGCUGGACAUUAAGCUUGAUAGUGAAGAUAAGGACAAGGAGGGUAAACCAUUGCUGAAGGCAGUAAUGCGUCGCUGGCUGCCAGCAGGAGAGGCACUGCUGCAAAUGAUUACAAUCCACCUGCCUUCUCCAGUCACUGCACAACGGUACCGUUGUGAACUUCUGUACGAGGGUCCUGGAGAUGACGAGGCAGCAAUGGGAAUCAAAAACUGUGACCCUAAAGCUCCUUUGAUGAUGUAUAUCUCAAAAAUGGUGCCCACUAGUGAUAAGGGACGCUUUUAUGCCUUUGGAAGAGUUUUCUCUGGCAUUGUCUCUACUGGCCUUAAGGUUAGGAUCAUGGGACCAAACUACACACCUGGGAAAAAGGAAGAUCUGUACCUUAAGCCAAUUCAGAGAACCAUUCUUAUGAUGGGUCGCUAUGUUGAGCCCAUUGAAGAUGUCCCUUGUGGCAACAUUGUGGGUCUGGUAGGUGUUGACCAAUUUCUAGUGAAGACUGGUACCAUCACUACAUUUGAGCAAUCCCACAAUAUGAGGGUGAUGAAGUUCAGUGUCAGCCCAGUUGUCCGUGUGGCUGUGGAGGCAAAGAACCCUGCUGAUCUUCCCAAGCUGGUAGAGGGGCUGAAACGAUUGGCCAAAUCAGAUCCCAUGGUGCAGUGCAUCAUUGAGGAGUCUGGAGAACACAUCAUUGCUGGGGCUGGGGAGUUGCACUUGGAGAUCUGCCUUAAAGAUCUAGAGGAGGACCAUGCCUGCAUUCCACUCAAGAAAUCUGACCCAGUUGUGUCCUACAGAGAGACUGUGAGUGCAGAGUCUGAUCAAAUGUGUCUCUCCAAGUCUCCAAAUAAACACAACCGUCUGUUCAUGAAGGCCCGACCCUUCCCUGAUGGUCUGGCAGAGGAUGUGGACAAAGGGGAUGUCUCUUCAAGGCAAGAGCUUAAGGCUCGUGCCCGCUACUUAGCGGAGAAAUAUGAGUGGGAUGUGUCUGAGGCACGAAAGAUCUGGUGCUUUGGACCCGAUGGCACAGGACCCAACAUCCUGGUUGAUGUCACUAAGGGAGUUCAGUAUUUGAAUGAAAUUAAAGACAGUGUGGUUGCUGGUUUCCAGUGGGCAUCAAAGGAGGGUGCACUCUGUGAGGAGAACAUGAGAGCAGUUCGCUUUGAUAUCCAUGAUGUGACUCUGCAUGCUGAUGCAAUCCACCGUGGUGGUGGACAAAUCAUCCCAACUGCCCGUCGUGUCCUAUAUGCCUGCCAAUUGACCGCUCAGCCCAGACUCAUGGAGCCCAUCUAUCUUGUUGAGAUUCAGUGUCCUGAGCAAGUAGUAGGAGGAAUCUAUGGUGUAUUGAACAGAAAACGAGGCCAUGUGUUUGAGGAAUCACAAGUGGCUGGGACUCCUAUGUUUGUGGUUAAGGCUUACCUGCCUGUAAAUGAAUCCUUCGGAUUCACUGCAGACCUGCGCUCCAACACCGGUGGCCAAGCCUUCCCUCAGUGUGUAUUUGACCAUUGGCAGAUUCUGCCUGGUGACCCCUACGAAGCAUCUUCUCGACCUGCUCAAGUUGUGGCAGAGACCCGUAAACGCAAAGGCUUAAAGGAGGGCAUUCCAGCCCUGGACAACUACCUGGACAAGCUGUAACUGAACUCUGGUGAUGGGCGCAGGUUCUUUGUGAUCUCUGCUCAUCCAGUCUUGUGGACUUGUUUAGAAAUUGUUUAAAUAUACCUUGCCAAAAGAAAA
This is a messenger RNA of Erpetoichthys calabaricus (reedfish), 2820 nucleotides long. RefSeq names its product eukaryotic translation elongation factor 2b (gene eef2b). Gene Ontology annotation, molecular function: GTPase activity; translation elongation factor activity; GTP binding. Gene Ontology annotation, biological process: translational elongation. Lineage: Eukaryota; Metazoa; Chordata; Cladistia; Polypteriformes; Polypteridae. The transcript has 13 exons. The record is from RefSeq and is a predicted model, not a curated record. Bases 145 to 2721 code for a protein of 858 amino acids. Gene Ontology annotation, cellular component: cytosol; ribonucleoprotein complex.